This is a messenger RNA of Syzygium oleosum, 3139 nucleotides long. RefSeq names its product E4 SUMO-protein ligase PIAL2. The transcript is spliced from 16 exons. Bases 132 to 2894 code for a protein of 920 amino acids. Gene Ontology annotation, biological process: protein sumoylation. Gene Ontology annotation, molecular function: SUMO ligase activity; zinc ion binding. The record is from RefSeq and is a predicted model, not a curated record. NCBI's taxonomy places the organism in Eukaryota, Viridiplantae, Streptophyta, Magnoliopsida, Myrtales, Myrtaceae.
CCCCCAAAAAAGCCGUACCGAAAAGAAGUUACCCCCAAAACCGCAAGAACAUCCAGAGAUUUCGCGAUACAAAACUCCCCCGUUCGAAUGCGCUCUCCACUUCACAAUCGCAUGCGCUCGCAAUUCGAGUGAUGAUCGGAGCGGCGACGAGUCAGAUCGCUCAGCAGCUCCCGCCCCCGCCGUCGCCGCCCUUUCCGCCGCCGCCCUCGCCGCCGCCGCCGCCGCCGCCGCCGCAGCAGCAGGCCGCGCCCGCCGCCUCGAGCCGGUUCUCCCCCUCCGUCGUCAACGCGUUCAGGGUGGCCGCCGUCGCCCAGCGGCUGUCUCUCUACCUCAGCAGCGGCGCCGACAAGGGCUCUUGCUCGUCGUCGCCCCGCGAUACUGCCAUGGAGUUCCUGAACUCGUGCCUUUCCCUCGCCAGAGGCAUUGACUAUGCUGUUGCGAACAACGAGGUUCUGCCGAAAGCUCACGAGUUACCCGCAUUGUUGAAAAGGCUCUGCCUUCUUAAAGAUGAUGGUUUCUAUCUUGCAAUUAUUAUGGUUCUGAUGAUCUCUGUAAAGAAUGCUUGCAAAUUUAAAUGGUUCUCAGAGGAGGAUUGUCAAGAGCUCCUUGCACUUGUUGAUGAAAUUGGGAAAAGCUUUCAAAGUCCAAGAGACACUACUGUUGGAAGUACUGCCUCUUUUUCUCUAGUUUCAACUAUUAUGGCAAGAUUCUAUCCACGGCUGAAAAUGGGCCAAAUUCUUACUUCGUUGGAAGUAGAGCCUGGAUAUGGAGCAUUGGUCAGUGAUUUUCACAUAUCUAAGACCGUGGUGCACUCUCCAGAAGAGAAAAUAAGGUUCUUUGUAGCUCAGACAGAUAACAUAGAGACAUCUGCAUGUAUUAUAACUCCUCCACAAGUAAGCUUUCUACUAAAUGGAAAGGGAGUAGAGAGAAGGACUAAUGCUUUUGUGGAUACUGGACCUCAGAUGCCUACAUAUGUCACUCAAAUGCUUAAGUAUGGCACAAACCUUCUGCAAGCUGUUGGCCAGUUCAAUGGUCAUUAUGUGAUAAUCAUUGCCUUUAUGAGUGUGGCAUCGCCACCUGAUUCAUCAACAAUAUCAGAUUAUAUUCCAGCAACCAUUGCUGCAGCAGAUUCAGACUCCGAUAUAAUAGAGGUGGCAUCUCGUAUAUGUCUCAAUUGUCCCAUAAGCCGGACCCGUAUCCAAGUACCUGUUAAAGGACAUUCCUGCAAACACCAUCAGUGUUUCGAUUAUAGUAAUUUCCUCAGCAUAAAUUCAAGCAAACCAUCUUGGCGCUGCCCUCAUUGCAAUCGACCUGUCUGCUUUACCGACAUCCGUGUUGAUCAAAACAUUGUGAAGGUCCUGCAAGAAGUGGGCGAUGACAUUUCUGAGGUAACAAUCACUGUUGACGGUUCAUGGAAGGCAGUUAUGGAGUGCAAUGAUGAUCUAUAUGAGACUCCCAAUGAUACCAUGAACUGCCUUAAACAAGGGUCCAAGCAGCGAAAAUCUACUGUUUCUUUAAAUGCCAUUCCCAGUGUUUUGGAUCUAACAGGGGAUGAUGAUGAAAUGGAUGGAGUCUUUACUUCUGAACCUGAAGAGAGGAAACCUUUGCAAUCUGAUUUUUUGAUUCGGAGCAUUCCCACAAAUCCAUCUUUGCCAUCUACAUUAAACAACGGAAGCACUGUAACCCAACUUGCUCCAGGGGGAAAUAACUUGCCUGGAUUUGUUCAAACUCCUUCAACAUCAAAUGCUGGGCAGGAGAUGCAAAUACAUGGGGGUCUACCUCAGGCAAUCUCUGCGAUUGUCACUUCGCCAUUGGCUGGUGCCGUCUCUUCAACACCAGCUCAAGAUGCUCAAUUUCUUGGAAAUUUCAUAGACUCCAUGAUGCAAGCUCAUUUGUCUGUUCCCAAUAAUCUACAAAUGCAACAGUCACCAGUUGUUAAUACAGCUGUUGGACAUGAAUAUGGGAAUACGCCCUCCAUACCUAGACAUGUACCUAGAACUCCCGUAGGAAUACAGGCCCUCCCAGCCCGCACCCAGACACCAAGCACAUUGCAGCGAUCACGGAGUAUGAUGAAUCCUAUGAUUGCCAGUGGUCCUUCCAUGGCUCCACAGCCUACAAUGUCUACGACUCAGCCUCUAGAAGGUUUUGGAAGUGUAGGAAUGCACGUGGAGAGGCAGCAGCAAAUUUCUAGACCUCCUGCAAAUCCCCUUCAAGUCUCGAACAUCCCUCCAUCAGCAUUGCUCCGGAGCUCACCAAUGCAGGAUCGAUCAUUCUCCACGGGACAAUCAGUCCCAAUGCCUAUGAUGCGCCCGUCUCCUGGUCAAUUCCAAGGUCGUCCUAGAAUAUCUGGACUAUUCCAGGCAUUCCAAAACCAGCACUUACAGCAAGCUCUGAACCCGACAACUUCACCAUCCACUACCCAUUCUCCAAGCAUGGGUAGACCACUUCUUCCUCGAUCUGCUCCAGUCAGUCAAACACCUGGUUCAUCAAGAUUGUGGCCUUCUGCUCAACAACCGGCCAUGCCAGUGCAAACUCCGGUGCAGUUGCAGAGUCAACCUUCCAGAAUAGGGACUUCUCUACCUGAUAGUUUCAGGGCAUCGGCAGGUGACCAAAGAGCUAACACUGGGGUACCCUCUCCCUCAGGUGGCGAUGGUACUGGGGAGUUGUCAGUGGAGCAAAAUUGGCGUCCUACACGUCCAAUGCGCGGAAGCAUUACUGGACGGUCACACUUGGAUAAUAAUCUUACUGUGAUCCGGCCAACCCAACAGGCUCAGGCUACUCCAUCCCCAUCUGCUGUGGGUUCAGCCUCACCUACGGUUCCACCUCACCUUCGGGUUCCUAAUCCUAUAAUCAAUAGCAGAAGUCAUCUAGGUUAUCCCCGGGGUACCCAGUGACCAAGCUAAGAUCAUCGUACCGCGAUGACCACCCGAUUUUGGAGUUAAUGGUGGCUGGUAGUUUUGCGCAGCGUUUUCACACCAUAGGCACUGGGGUUCAUCUGCUGUUGGCGUUUUACUCGGUGUUAUGAUCGAUGUAAUCAGUUAGCACUGUAGAUGUGUGCGCAGUUUUAUCUAUAGUUAAUUUCAUCUUUCUUGCUAUCGACAACAUUUUAAUGUGUUUUCAGACAGUUUCUUCUUGGUUU